UUACUCCCCCCUAUUACAUCAUUCACACACACACGCAGACUCGCUUGACACAUGGUGGACAUUCAUUUGAUAUUUUUAUUUUUUGGUGCAAUACAUUUGAUAUAUAUACAGUGAAGACGUAUAUUGAGAGAUUCAUUUGUAGUGAGAUACAUUAAAUCUUAAAAUAAGAAAGAGAGAUAGGGAGAAAGGUGCGCAAGAGAUGGAGAUGGAGAAAUACAAGCCGGUGAUGGCGUUAGUGCUGCUACAGUUUACAUCUGCAGGAGUUGCACUCUUCACCAAAGCUGCUUUCAUGGAAGGACUCAAUCCCACCGUCUUCGUAGUUUACCGUCAAGCCAUCGCUACUCUCUUCAUCUGUCCCAUCUCUUUCUUCUCCGCUUGGAGCAAAACAAGCAAACCUUCUCUUGGACUAAGAGGCUUUUGGUGGGUGGCUUUCACAGCUGUUUUUGGUGUUACUGUGAAUCAGAACGCUUAUUUUAAAGGGCUUGACUUAUCUUCUUCAUCCAUGGCUUGUGCCAUGACCAAUCUUAUUCCUGCUGUAACCUUCAUCAUCUCCAUCAUUGUUGGAUUCGAGAGGAUAAAGAGUAGAAGUUUGAAAAGUGUAGCAAAGAUAAUAGGAACAGGUGUGUGUGUGGGAGGAGCCAUGGCAAUGACUUUUCUAAGAGGACCUAAACUGCUCAACGCCCUGUUAAACCAAGACAACGACACCACUUGGUUACUCGGUUGCUUAUGUCUUCUCGUCAGCACAUUUUCUUGGUCUUCUUGGUUGAUCCUUCAGGUUCCAAUUGCUAAUCAUUGUCAUGAUCACUUGUACACUUCCUCCUGGACUUGUUUCUUGGCUACCAUAGCCUCUUUCUUCAUGGCCCUCGCCUUAGGCAACACUGACUUAACGUCCUGGAAGCUUGAUUCCUCGUUGAAACUCUCCUGCUGCAUAUACUCUGGACUUCAACUCGCGGUUUCUUUCUUUCUACAAGCUUGGUGCGUGUCGCGGAAAGGACCUCUUUUCUCUGCACUCUUCAACCCUCUAUCUACGGUCAUUGUCACUUUCUUCGGCGCUCUGUAUCUAAAAGAGAAGACUUACCUUGGGAGCUUGCUGGGGGCUUUGGCUAUCAUCUUUGGGCUCUACGUUGUUCUAUGGGGCAAAACCGAAGACUAUCAAGAAGAAGCAACUGAUCUUAAACUGCAAAAUGAACACAGCACUACCUCCCAAUCUGACUUUGUUCCCAUUCUGAUUGGCGAUAGGGCUUUUAGUAGUUCUGAGCUCUUAGAACCUCUUCUCAUGUAAACUCUUAUCAAAAUUCAAAAUUCUAGAUGGGUGUAAGGAUAAGUUUUUGACAGAGUAAAAAUGAAAUGGGCACUUGUUUCACAAAAUC
Molecule: messenger RNA, 1370 nt
Organism: Raphanus sativus (radish)
Lineage: Eukaryota; Viridiplantae; Streptophyta; Magnoliopsida; Brassicales; Brassicaceae
Product: WAT1-related protein At4g28040
Exons: 4
Coding region: 200-1282 (360 amino acids)
Cellular component (GO): plasma membrane
Molecular function (GO): transmembrane transporter activity
Source: RefSeq, a predicted model, not a curated record